Molecule: messenger RNA, 2887 nt
Organism: Theobroma cacao (cacao)
Lineage: Eukaryota; Viridiplantae; Streptophyta; Magnoliopsida; Malvales; Malvaceae
Product: receptor protein kinase-like protein ZAR1
Biological process (GO): protein phosphorylation
Molecular function (GO): protein binding; ATP binding; protein kinase activity
Source: RefSeq, a predicted model, not a curated record
GAAUCUCCCCUGGUUUAGUUUUGGGUUCCAAAUACUCGACCAGACUAGAAAACAGUCGGUAGUUUGAUAUAUUGGUAUUGAUGAUUGAGAAAAUUGAAGUAUAUGCUUGAUGUUUUCCCCGCCAUUUUUUUUCCAUUGGAAACCUGAAAAGCUUAGUGAAAGCUUUCCUUAUCCUUUACUCUCAAAGUGGGAUUGCUACCAUUACUAGACCUACUUCCGCAGUCAACACUUCAAAAAAUCACAGCUCAUCUUCUUUCAUAAAAGGGAGGUAUUUAACAUCACAUGAAGUAGUGGAAAGAUAUACCCAAUCUCUGUUUCCUUUUCCGGAUUACAACACUUCUUCUACCUAGUAGCAUACAAAGCGAUGCACAUGGAACUUACUUUUCUUCUGUAAAUAUCUCUCAACCAUCCAUUUUCCUGAGAUGACUUCGCCGUUGCUUUUAUUGAUUCUCCUUGUAUGCAACUACACGGCUCACCUAGGUGCUCUAAAUGAUGAAGGUCGUGCUCUUCUAUCCUUCAAACAGUCCAUAGAGAAUAGCACAGAAGGCUAUUAUCUGACCAACUGGAACUCAUCCGAUGUGAAUCCAUGCUCGUGGCAUGGAGUUACAUGCAGAAAAGAAAAAGUUACUGCUCUCAUCAUUCCAAAUAUGGGAGUAGCUGGUUUUCUGUCUCCUGCGCUUGCAAAUCUCCCCGCAAUUCGUCAUGUUAACCUCAAGAACAACUCAUUUCGUGGAAGCUUGCCUAUCCAGCUCUUCACUGCAACUAGGCUGAAGAGCUUGGUCCUUUCAGGUAAUUCAUUGUCUGGAGCUCUUCCGCCUCCCGUGGGGAACCUCAAGAACCUACAAACUUUAGAUCUGUCACAAAAUUCAUUCAAUGGCUCGAUUCCUGCAUCUAUAGUUCAGUGCAGGAACCUAACGACGCUUCUUCUCAGUGAAAAUAAUUUCACUGGCUCUGUCCCUGUUGGACUUGGAAACAGUUUGAUUAGCCUUCAGAAACUCAAUCUUUCCUACAACAGCUUAGGCAGUUCAAUCCCCAGUGACAUUGGCAACUUAUCAAAUUUGCAAGGUACUCUUGAUUUGUCUCACAACUUCUUCACCGGUAAUAUUCCUGCUAGCCUAGGAAGCCUCCCUGAGAAAGUUUAUAUUGAUCUCGGUUACAAUAAUCUUAGUGGUCCUAUACCGCAGAAUGGUGCUUUAGUAAAUGCAGGACCAACAGCUUUCGUAGGCAAUCCUUUGCUUUGCGGAUCCCCUUUGAAACUUUCAUGUCCCUCGGGCAGUCCAACUGCAGAUUAUCAAUCAAAUAUUCAUAAUCCAUUUCAGAGUUCAGGUGGAAGUUCCAUGAAGAGUGGGAAAGACAGUCAUUCCAGCUCAUGGCAUCAGGUGAUUGAAAUUAUUGCCGGUGUGAUGGUAGGAGUCUGCCUCAUUGGGUUUUUGUUCUCUUAUCGGUACAAGAAGGCCUCUGUCUGCAAAGGAGUUCAAAAAGUCACUGGUUAUCGUCUUGAAGAAAAACUGAUGAUUGGGAGGGACAUUUUCUGCUUUGCAAAGAAAGACAUCGACACUCCAUCAGAAAAUAUGGAGCAAUGCAACUUUGUGCCAUUGGACUCAGAGGUUAACUUUGAUCUAGAUCAACUGCUUAAAGCAUCUGCUUUCCUUCUGGGUAAGAGUGCAAGCGGGAUUCUCUAUAAAGUGGUGCUUGACAAUGGACAAACUGUGGCAGUGAGAAGACUGGGAGACGGAAGUGGGCAAAGACUCAAGGAGUUUCAAAUUGAAGUUGAAGCAAUCGGAAAAAUUAGGCAUCCUAACAUCGUUAACCUUUGCGCUUAUUGCUGGUCCGAUGAUGAGAAGCUGCUCAUCUAUGAUUAUAUAACUAAUGGAGAUCUUACUGCAGCAAUUCAUGGAAAAGCUGGAUACAUACCCUUUAAACCUCUUUCAUGGUCUGUUCGUGUAAAAAUCAUGAAAGGAAUAGCCAAAGGCUUGGCCUACUUACAUGAACUCAGUCCGAAAAGGUAUGUCCAUGGAAAUCUGAAGCCAAGCAAUAUUCUUCUUGGAGAGGACAUGGAGCCUCAUAUUUCUGACUUUGGACUUGGCCGCCUUGCCAACAUAGCCGAGGAAUCACCAACAUUUCAGGUGGAACAGAUGACAAGCUGGACACCGCAGCAUGGUUCUCCAUAUGAGCUUACACCAAUAAAUUCUUCUCUGAAUGGAUCGUAUUAUCAAGCUCCUGAAGCCUCAAAAGACACGAAGCCAUCACAGAAGUGGGAUGUUUACUCAUUUGGAGUGAUUUUACUGGAGAUGAUCUCUGGAAAGUUACCAAGCAUCCAGGUUGGUUCUUUGGAGAUGGAUAUGGUGCAAUGGAUUCAACUCAGCAUUGAGGAAAGGAAGCCACUCUCUUCUAUCAUAGAUCCCUCCUUAACUCAUAAUUGGGGUGAAGAGGACAAUAUAGCUGCUAUAUUAAAACUCGCUUUAGCCUGCAUUCACAAGAGUCCUGAUAGGAGACCUACAAUGAGGUGUGUGAGUUAUAGCUUCGACAAAUUGACCUCGUACUCCUAAGGAGAGUUCAUGAUUGGUGAAAACCAGACGUUUGGUCCGCUAAACCAUUAAGUAAAUCUAAGCAGAGUGAUAGCUGAAUUGGUUUUUGUACUCAUUUCCGGAUGAAGCAGCUGAAUAUGUUGCAGCCUGGCAUUGAAGAUGUCAAGAUAACAAGUCUUUUCCCUUGCAAAUUUCAGUAUACAUAAAACGAUUCAACAUGCUAAUAUUCAUUUCAGUUCUCUGACUAUGAAUUUGACGGCAUGUAGCAGAAUAAAAAUCUUUAUUUCUUAAUGUCCCAAGCUGAGUUUAUUCAUUUGAGGCAAAUUAGAUUUCAUUAGUUGGAAUUCUUCCUUCUGUCA